AUGAAAAAAGAUUUGGUUUACUCCCAUUUUUAUUACUUAAAAAUUAAAAAAAAGGAAGCUUAAAGUAAAAAAAUUACAAAUUAAGGCAACUAAAUGUUAUAAGAAAAUAAUUAUAUUAAAAGUGAAUCUAAAUUGGAAUUAACCACCUAAAACAGGGAUGCAAAGGUGAAUUCAUAAAAAUUCGAUGAAUAAAUUCUUAUUAAUCCAGAGUAAAUAAAAUAUGAAUAUUAUUUUCUCGCCAAUUUCUAAAAGGAAAAAAUUAUUUUGGUCACUUUAAAGAAGAAUUCUGGAUAAUAAUUAUAAAAUAUGGCUGGCCAAUUCUCAUACUUAAUAUGUGGAAGAAAUUAAUAAAACAAAUAAGAAAGUACAAAAUAAGCACAUCCUACUGCAAUGACAGAGAGUAGAGUUUAUAAGUUUAACAAAAAUAUUCGAAUUUCCAUUUGGCAGGUAUAAUUGGAACUUCGAAGUCAAAAAUAUUUUGGAAAAGUUAAUCUGUUUACAAAAAUUGGAUUAUUGGAGUAAAUGAGCCGAUUGUAAAUAUUUCAAAAUAGAUUAUUAAGUUUUCUGGGAAUAUUACAUUGUGGUAUUUCAUAAAUGAUAAUUAUUGGAGCAUAUCAAGAAGAUUCCACAAAAUUUCUAAAUUGCCAAACAAAAAAGCAAUUACACUUACAAUCAAGAUGA
Paramecium tetraurelia is the source of this 681-nucleotide messenger RNA. RefSeq lists its product as uncharacterized. NCBI's taxonomy places the organism in Eukaryota, Ciliophora, Oligohymenophorea, Peniculida, Parameciidae. The transcript is spliced from 2 exons. The record is from RefSeq and is a predicted model, not a curated record.